This is a messenger RNA of Cladocopium goreaui, 871 nucleotides long. NCBI's taxonomy places the organism in Eukaryota, Dinophyceae, Suessiales, Symbiodiniaceae. The record is from the annotation of a GenBank genome assembly.
CCAAAACUUGCAGCCGCGAGUCACACAGGGAAUGGGUCGAACAAUUCCAACAUGGCGCAUCGUGGAAAUGCGCAGGUUACCGACUUGCAGCACGCUCUUCCUGUAUGGUGUGCUCGCCAAAUUUUGAACCCCCAGUAUGGGCCAAAGUGUAGCCCUUGGUCUUCACGCUGGAUCUGGCAAAUGGAUGUUCUGCCACUGAGGGCCUUGGCAGAAGCCGAAGAACGGCUGAAAGGGGCUCUGGCCGCACUCGCUACUUUGAAGGCGACGCCACGGAGCGGUCCACGGAGCUUCAGAGAGUCUCCGUGGAGAAGUCCAGAGGCUGCACUUCAGGAUGAUCACGUGGAGACACCGACCAGAAGGUGGCAACGAUCAAAGCUGAGAGUUGGCCAUGGGCGAGGAACGCCAGACACGCUACGGGCAGUCACCCCCAGCACUCCUAGCGCCAAGAAACUGUCGUGGACAGAUUCAACGCCAAUGAAGCUGACACGCCUCCAGUCUGAGGAGUUGGCCGCGGCUUUUCGGGCCCUCGAUGAUUUGGCCUCGGCCGCCGAUGCCACGGGAAGAGCUUGGCCGGUGUGCAAAGACUUAGCCACCAAUCUUAGAAGCCAAGCAGUUGCCAAACUUGUACAGCUGCAACAGCAAAAAGAGGACGGUGUCCUGUGCUCCAAAGUCGUGGCGCAGGUGAAGGCAGAUGCAGUGGAAGGUCUGAAGUCUUUGGAGUCCCUGGGCGAAGGCGAAGCACAGCGCAGUGAUAAAAAGCCUCAGGAGUUGCGUCGUGUCCUGGGCUCCGUGGCUCGAGACAUGGAAGACACCUUGCAGGGGUUGCGAUCCAAGAGGAACGCCUGGACUGACAUCAAGUGAGGAGCGUGGG